Verticillium nonalfalfae is the source of this 2328-nucleotide messenger RNA. RefSeq names its product serine/threonine protein kinase (gene HRK1). The record is from RefSeq and is a predicted model, not a curated record. The coding region runs from base 1 to 2328 and encodes 775 amino acids. The transcript has 4 exons. Lineage: Eukaryota; Fungi; Ascomycota; Sordariomycetes; Glomerellales; Plectosphaerellaceae. Gene Ontology annotation, biological process: protein phosphorylation; intracellular signal transduction. Gene Ontology annotation, molecular function: ATP binding; protein serine/threonine kinase activity.
AUGGCUGCCUCCGAAGCCGAUGUGAGGUCUCAGGGACCCGAGUCACAGUCACAAGAUCCCAACAACAUCAUUGUCACACAGCCAGACGAGAAGAAGGACAUCGACAGCACCCCCGACAAGGCGAACCCAGGUGUACACUUCGCCCCCACCGUUGAGGAGAUCGCUCCCGCGGCCCCGACGUCGACGAUCUCGAACCCCGCCCACGAAAACACUGAUGCCAUUUCAGAGGUCAUGUCGGAUCAGCUCAAGGAGCUGACCACAUCGCUGCAAGCCACGAAUCUUCAGGGCCGGCGCCUCAGCCGCUUCGCCUUUGACCCCUACUCGUUGCCCGCCUCGAGGGUCCCGUCUCAUGAAGACGAGUCCGCUGGCUCGACGCGCUUGCCAACCCCGAGCCGAGGAUCGCCCCAUUUGGGUCCGGCAGUGCAGCAAAUGCAGUCUCCGCCUUUGACGCCUUCGGGUACCGAUGCUAUCGCCAAGGGUAAAAGCACCACUGGCAAUGACACGGCUGCUAUAACGCCGCAGGCAUCUACCUCACACGACGGCACAUCCCCUCAUUCCGCUCGAAGGGGAACAGCUCCCCGUUCAACUUCCAGCGACCAGGUUCCACAAGGCGGAGACCAUGGCGAUGAUACACAUCAAAGGUCGCAUCGUCGCGGUCUGUUCGAUAUCGGACCUGGAGGCUCGACGCCCGUCUCGCGCGAAUCUAGUCCUUCUCGCGCUUCACAGUUCUACUCGAAACCCUUGACGCCUCAAGGAGACGCGAAUGAUCCAUAUGCCGCCAACAAGCGUCAGCCGCUGAACAAAUUUACCGAUCGAAACAACGUCGAGUCGAGGUUCCAGUUCAGUAAAAGGAAGCCAGGGCAACACUCUCCCUCGAGCUCAACCACUAGUCUCGUAAACAACGACAAACGUCACUCGACACUCUUUGGUGGCCGCCGGCACCAUCGAGAAGAGAUACAGGACAGUGAUUCGGCCAGCAUGCAUGCCAAGCAGGGUUCUUUCGCAGAUCUGAAGAGAUUUUUCAAAAAGGGCAACCACCACAAGGCAAAGAGAGACCCUUCGCAAACAAGCCAGAGCUCAGGUACUCGGACGCCCCCAGCCUCGCGGUCCGGACCACAACGACAGCCGUUUGGCGAUGACCAUGGCUUGAUAUCAAAGUAUGGCAAGCUGGGCAAGGUUCUCGGUUCCGGAGCUGGCGGCAAAGUCAGGCUUAUGAAGCGCCACGACGAUGGAGUUGUGUUCGCGGUGAAGGAGUUCCGGGAACGUUAUGGGUACGAAACCCAGAAAGAAUAUGUUAAGCGAUUGACGGCAGAAUUCUGUGUCGGGUCGACCCUCCACCACGGCAACAUCAUUGAGACGCUCGAUAUCUUGCAAGAGAAGGAGCGCUGGUACCAAGUGAUGGAGUAUGCCCCUUACGACCUCUUCGCCAUUGUCAUGACGGGCAAGAUGAGCCGCGCCGAAAUCACCUGCUGCUUCUUGCAAAUUCUGAAUGGCGUCACGUACCUCCACAGCUCGGGUCUGGCGCAUCGCGACCUCAAAUUAGAUAACGUUGUCGUUAGCGACAAGGGCAUCAUGAAGAUUAUCGAUUUUGGUAGCUCUCACGUCUUCAAAUAUCCAUUCGAGAGCAGUAUCAUCAAAGCUACUGGCAUCGUUGGAUCCGACCCUUACCUGGCACCCGAGGUACUAACUGGAGGCAAGUACGACGCAGAGGCUGUGGACAUUUGGUCGCUCGCGAUUAUCUUCUGCUGCAUGUCUCUGCGUCGGUUCCCGUGGAAGGUCCCGAAAAUGACGGACAAUUCAUUUAAGCUCUUUGCUGCUGAGCCCACGCCUGGACACGACCCUAAGAAGCUAGUCCUGCCAUCGCGGUCCAUGAACGACCUCUCAAACACCCCUGCACGAGACUUCUUCGGCGGCGAGGAAGAGGAGCACGAAAGGAAACACCACCAUCAUCACCACCAUGGUCACUCUCGCCACACAUCGCGUACUGAGGGAGAUGUCGCUGCGGAAGCCAACAACAAUGGUGACGCACCACCAUCAGAGAAGCGAGCUGCAUCACCUGAACCUGCCAAGUCGGAGACCGCGCCAAAGCCGGCCACGAUCCGAGGCCCGUGGCGCGUGCUGCGUGUCCUUCCCAGGGAGAGCCGGCACGUCAUCAGCCGCAUGCUCCAGGUUGACCCGAGGGAGCGAGCCAAGAUGGAGGAGAUAUUGAAAGAUCCUUGGAUUGGUAAUAGUGAUAUUUGCCAGCAAUUUGGACCUGGCGGCGAAGUCAAGCUGGCUGAAGGCCAUACACACAUUCUAGAGUUCCCUCAGCCGCAACCCGGGAAUUAG